AUGAAGAGUUCUUUUUUCAUGGACCAAGAAGCUGGAUAUGCCAUCCGUGAACAGACGCGCUUAGCGUGCUCAGCUGCUCUGCGUCGCCCGUCAAUCAGCAGCGGGGCUCAGCCUCCUGCAAGCCUGUUUCCUGCCAUUCUCAAUCUCGCCAGCAAUGCUCACAUCAGCACCAACGCCACCUGUGGCGAGAAGGGGCCCGAGAUGUUCUGCAAACUUGUGGAGCAUGUGCCUGGUCGACCUGUACGAAACGCACAGUGUCGGAUCUGUGAUGGCAACAGUGUGAACCCUAAAGAACGCCAUCCAAUAUCAAAUGCCAUAGAUGGCACCAAUAACUGGUGGCAAAGUCCCAGUAUUCAGAAUGGGAGAGAGUAUCACUGGGUUACCAUCACUCUGGACUUAAGACAGGUCUUUCAGGUUGCAUAUGUCAUCAUUAAAGCUGCCAAUGCCCCUCGCCCUGGAAACUGGAUUUUGGAGCGCUCUCUGAAUGGCACCACAUUCAGCCCCUGGCAGUAUUAUGCAGUUAGUGACACAGAGUGUUUGACUCGCUACAAUAUAACUCCAAGACGGGGGCCACCCACUUACAGGGCUGACGAUGAAGUGAUCUGCACCUCGUAUUAUUCCAGACUGGUGCCACUAGAGCAUGGAGAGAUUCAUACAUCACUAAUCAACAGCAGACCAAGUGCUGAUGAUCUGUCACCCAAGCUGUUGGAAUUUACUUCUGCACGAUAUAUACGCCUUCGCUUCCAGCGCAUUCGAACGCUCAAUGCAGAUCUCAUGACCCUUAGUCACCGGGAACCUAAAGACCUUGAUCCUAUUGUUACAAGACGAUAUUACUACUCAAUAAAAGACAUUUCUGUUGGCGGGAUGUGCAUUUGCUACGGCCAUGCUAGCAGCUGCCCAUGGGAUGACACUGCAAAGAAACUACAGUGUCAAUGUGAACAUAACACCUGCGGAGAGAGGUGUGACAGGUGCUGCCCAGGAUACCACCAGCAGCCCUGGAGGCCUGGGACCGUUUCUUCUGGUAACACAUGUGAAGAAUGUAAUUGUCACAAUAAAGCCAAAGACUGCUACUAUGAUGAGAGUGUUGCAGAUCAGAAGAGAAGUUUGAACACGGCCGGACAGUUCAGAGGAGGAGGGGUCUGCAUAAAUUGCCUGCAGAACACCACGGGGAUCAAUUGUGAAACCUGUGUCGAUGGACAUUAUAGGCCACACCAAGUUUCUCCUUAUGAGGAUGAGCCUUGCCGUCCCUGUGACUGUGACCCCGUGGGGUCCCUCAGUUCUGCCUGUAUUAAAGAUGAUAUCCAUUCUGACUCACGUAAUGGGAAGUGGCCAGGUCAGUGUCCAUGUAAGGAAGGUUUUGCAGGAGAAAAAUGUGAUCGCUGCCAGUUAGGCUACAAGGGUUACCCACUCUGCACCCGUUGUGACUGCAGUCCAGCUGGCAGUGUGAAUGACGACCUGUGUGCAGAGCCGUGUCUUUGUAAGGAAAAUGUUGAGGGAAAAGACUGUCAUCGCUGCAAGCCAGGAUUCUAUAACUUGAAGGAGAGAAACCCCCAGGGCUGCUCCGAGUGCUUCUGCUUUGGCGUUUCUGAUGUCUGCGAUGGCCUUUCUUGGCCCAUCAGUCAGGUGAGCAAUAUGUCUGGGUGGCUGGUCACCGAUUUGGUCAGCCCAAGUAAGAUCCCGUCACAGCAGGAGGCGCUGCGUGGGUGGCGCCAGGUCAGCAUCAACAACACUGUGGCCCUGCAGCGGCUGGCCCCCAGGUACUACUGGGCGGCCCCGGAGGCCUACCUCGGAAAUAAGCUGACUUCAUUUGGUGAACUCCUGAGAUACACGGUGUCUUAUGACAUUCCAAUGGACACGGUGGACAGUGACCUCGUGUCUCACGCUGAUGUCAUCAUUAAGGGAAAUGGACUUGUUCUAAGCACCCAGGCUGAGGGCCUGUCACUUCAGCCCUACGAAGAGUACUUGAAUGUGGUUAGACUCGUGCCUGAGAACUUCCGAGAUUAUAAUACCAAAAGGGAGAUCGAUCGUGACCAGCUGAUGACUAUCCUUGCCAACGUGACACAUCUCUUGAUCAGAGCCAACUACAAUUCUGCAAAAAUGGCUCUUUACAAGUUGGAUUCUGUCUCUCUGGACACAGCCAGCCUUAAUGCUGUAGGCCUGGCAGUGGCCGCUGACGUGGAGCACUGUGAAUGUCCCCAAGGCUACACAGGGACCUCCUGUGAGUCGUGCCUGUCUGGCUAUUACCGUGUGGAUGGAAUACUCUUUGGAGGAAUUUGUCAGCCCUGUGAAUGCCACGGCCAUGCAGCUGAGUGUGAUAUUCGCGGCAUUUGCCAUGCAUGCACGCACAACACCACUGGAGCACACUGUGAGCAGUGCCUGCCCGGCUUCUAUGGGGCGCCUUCUCGAGGGACUCCUGGGGACUGUCAGCCCUGUGCCUGCCCUCUUUCCAUGGCCUCCAACAAUUUCAGCCCCACCUGCCACCUCGAGGACACCAACGAAGUGGUCUGUGACCAGUGCGCUCAGGGACACGCGGGAGCCCGGUGCGAGAGAUGUGCAGACGGUUACUAUGGAAACCCAAAAGUGCCCGGGGAAUCCUGUGUGCCGUGUGACUGCAGCGGCAAUGUCGACCCUUCAGAGGCUGGUCACUGUGACUCAGUCACCGGGGAAUGCCUGAAGUGCAUGGGGAACACAGACGGCGCCCACUGUGAAAGGUGUGCUGCUGGCUUCUACGGGGACGCCGUGACUGCUAAAAACUGCCGAGCCUGUGAAUGCCAUGAAAAAGGCUCCCUUUCCAGUGUGUGCCAUCCUGAGACUGGACUCUGUGACUGCAAACCACACGUGACUGGACAGCAGUGUGACCAGUGCUUGCACGGCUACUACGGGAUGGACACGGGGCUUGGCUGCCUGCCCUGUGGCUGCAGCACAGCAGGCUCCAUGUCAGAUGACUGCUCAGAUGAAGGACAGUGUCACUGUGUCCCAGGCGUGGCUGGGAAAAGGUGCGACAGGUGUUCACCUGGCUUCUAUGCAUACCAGGAUGGUAGCUGCACACCCUGUGACUGCCCACAUACUCAGAACACCUGCGAUCCCAACUCGGGCACCUGCGUCUGCCCUCCGCACACUCAGGGUCUGAAGUGCCAAGAAUGCGAGGACAGCUUCUGGGGCCAUGACCCGCAGCGCGGCUGCCAGGCCUGUAAUUGCAGUCAUGAGGGGUCAGCCAGCCAUCAGUGUGAUGUGAUCACUGGCCAUUGCCAGUGUAAGUCAGAUUUUGGUGGACGGAGCUGUGAUCAGUGCUCCUGGGGUCACAGAGACUUCCCAGACUGUGUUCCCUGUGACUGUGACCUGAGGGGGACGUCAGUUGACACCUGUGACCUGGAGCAGGGUCUCUGCAGCUGUGCACAGGAAAGUGGUGCCUGCACCUGCAAGGAGAAUGUCCUUGGCCUCCAGUGCAGCGAGUGUGGACCGGGCACCUUCGCUCUGCGUGAGGAUGACCCCCUGGGGUGCCGCCCAUGCUUCUGCUUUGGGCUGUCACACCUCUGCUCAGAGUUGGAGGGCCAUGUGAGGACCCCAGUGACUCUGGGCUCAGAUCAGCCUCUUCUGCGUGUGGUUUCUCAGAGUAACCUAAGGGGCACCACCGAAGGGGUGUAUUUCCAGGCCCCCGAUGUCCUGCUGGACGCCGUGACAGUCCGGCACCAUGUCCAGGCAGAGCCGUUUUACUGGCGGCUGCCAGAGCAGUUCCAGGGAGACCAGCUCAUGGCCUAUGGGGGCAAACUAAAGUACAGCGUGGCCUUCUAUUCCUCGGAUGGCAGCGGCACCUCCAAUUUUGAGCCUCAAAUUCUUAUCAAAGGAGGUCGGACCAGAAAGCAAGUCAUUCACAUGGAUGCACCAGCCCCAGAGAAUGGAGUGAGACAGGAACUGGAAGUAGAAAUGAAAGAGAAUUUCUGGAAAUAUUUUAACUCUGUUUCUGAAAAACCUGUCACACGCUCAGAUUUUAUGUCCGUUCUUAGCAAUAUCGAGUACAUCCUCAUUAAGGCAUCGUAUGGUCAAGGAUUACAGCAAAGCAGAAUCUCAAAUAUUUCGAUGGAGGUCGGCAGAAAGGCUGAAGAGCUGCACCCAGAGAGGGAGGCAGCGUCCCUUUUAGAAAACUGUCUCUGUCCCCCUGGCACAGCUGGAUUUUCAUGUCAGGACUGUGCCCCUGGGUACCACAGAAGGAAGCUCCCAGAAGGUGGUGGCAGGGGACCCCGCCCUCUGCUGGCUCCUUGUGUGCCCUGCAGUUGCAACAACCACAGUGACGCUUGUGACCCCGAAACUGGGAAGUGUCUGAACUGCAGUGAUAACACGGCUGGUGCCCACUGCGAUGUGUGCGCUCCCGGCUACUACGGGAAGGUGACAGGCUUGGCCCGUGACUGUUCUCCAUGUGCCUGUCCUCACAGCCACCCCACCAGUUUCAGUCCAACUUGUAUCUUGGAGGGUGAUCGUGAUUUCCGCUGCGAUGCCUGUCGUCUGGGCUAUGAAGGACAGUAUUGUGAAAGGUGCUCCUCAGGCUACCAUGGAGACCCCCGCACACGGGGGGGCAGUUGUCAGAAGUGUGACUGCAGCUCACAUGGCUCUGUCCAUGGCAACUGUGACCGCCUGACCGGGCAGUGCGUCUGCAGGCCGGGGGCCGCAGGGCUGCAGUGCGAGGCCUGCCAGCCGAGGCACACACUGGUGGCGAGUGACUGUGUCUCUUGUGAUGAUGACUGUGUGGGCGUGCUGCUGAAUGACUUGGAUCAUGUUGGAGACGCCAUUCUUUCUAUGAACCUCACUGGCGUUAUCCCUCUCCCCUAUGGAAUUUUGUCAAACCUGGAAAACGCAACUAAAUAUCUCCGGGGAUCUUUGUUAAAAGAAAAUACUCAAAAGGAACUGGCAAAAAUUCAGUUUGAAGAUGUUGCGGAGCAAACGGACGACCUGCAGAAGGAGCUCACUAGCGUGUUAACCAGUAGCCAACAGGCGAAUAGGGCAACUGAGAGAAUCUUCAACGAGAGCAAAGACCUGGCAACGUUUAUUGAGAGGCUGCAGGUGAACGUCAAAGAAAUGAUUGAAAAAGCAGCAACUUUAAAUCAGAGCUUGGACAAAGAUUUCCAGCUACCCCAUUCUACUCUUCAGAAUAUGCAACAGAACCUGACAUCUUUGCUGGAAAUCAUACAGAAGAGGCAUUUCACGCAGUUGCACCACAAUACCACCCUGGAACUCAAGGCUGCUGAAGAUUUAUUGUCACAAAUUCAGAAAAAUUACCAGAAGCCACAGGAAGAAUUGGAGGUAUUAAAAGAUGCAGCAAACAGCCUCCUUUCAAAGCAUCACAGUGAACUGCAGGCAGCAAAAGAGCUCGUGAGAGAAGCAGAAACCAAGACCCAGGAAAGCAACCGCCUGCUGCUCAUUGUCAACGCCAGCCUGCAAGAAUUCAGCGAUAAAAAGCUGCAUGCUCAGAAAGAACAAAACUUGACCUCCGAGCUAACUGCCAAAGGAAGAGGAUUGGUAGAUGCGGCCACCACACGUGCAAAUGCUGCACAAAACGCUCUAGCACAAUUAGAGCACCACCGUGAUGAGCUACUUUUAUGGACUACCAAAAUCAGGCACCAUGUAGAUGAUCUGGUCAUGCAGAUGUCCAAAAGGAGAGCACUUGACCUUGUCUACAGAGCUGAGGACCAUGCAGCUGAGCUACAAAGACUAGCCGGUGUCUUGGACAGAAGCCUUGGAAACGUCAGACACGUGUCCCUGAAUGUGACAAGCACAGCCCACGUCCAUUCCCACAUCCAGAGCCUGAUUGAAGAAUCAGAAAAACUGGCAACCGACGCUCACAGGACUGUGACCGAGGCAAGCCUGUUCUCAGAAUCCCUUGUUUCCAAUGGGAAAGAAACUCUGCAGCGCAGUUCCAGGUUUCUAAAAGAAGGCAACAACCUCAGCAGAAAACAUCAAGGUAUUACAUUGGAACUGAGUGAAUUGAAAAAUACAGCAAACAGAUUUCAAGAGAAUGCUUAUAAAAUUUCUAGGCAGAUCAAUGAAUCACUCUUGAUAUUUAGAGCAAUUCCUGAAGGUGUGACAGACAAGGGAGCCAAAAUCAAAGAGCUGGCCACAUCUGCAAACAGGAGUGCAGUGAACACGCUGAAGGACGUGGUGGGACUGAGUCAGAAGCUGCUGAGUACAUCGACUGGCCUGUCCAGAGUUAAUGCCACAUUACGAGAGACAAACGAACUUCUACGUGACUCCACAAUGACCACUCUGUUAGCUGGAAGAAAAGUUAAAGAUGUGGAAACACAAGCCAACCUUUUAUUUGAUCGGUUGAAGCCUUUGAAGAUAUUAGAAGAGAGCCUGAGCAGAAACCUUUCAGAAAUUAAACUGCUGAUCAACCAGGCCCGGAAACAAGCAGCUUCUAUUAAAGUCGCUGUGUCUGCAGACAGAGACUGUAUCCGGGCCUACCAGCCUCAGAUUUCUUCUACUAACUAUAACACCUUAACGCUAAAUGUUAAGACGCGGGAACCUGAUAAUCUUCUCUUCUACCUCGGUAGCAGCACCAGUUCUGACUUCCUUGCUGUGGAGAUGCGGCGAGGGAACGUGGCCUUCCUCUGGGAUAUGGGCUCCGGCUCAGCACGGGUGGAGUUUCCUGACUUCCCCAUUGACGACAACCAAUGGCACAGCAUCCACAUAUCCAGGUUUGGAAACACUGGUUCGUUGAGUGUAAAGGAAAUGAGCUCAACUCAAAAGCCACCAACAAAAACAAGUAAAUCUCCUGGAACAGCUGACGUUCUGGAUAUAAACAAUUCAACCCUAAUGUUUGUUGGAGGACUUGGAGGACAAAUCAAGAAAUCUCCUGCUGUGAAGGUUACUCAUUUUAAAGGCUGCAUUGCAGAGGCCUUCUUGAAUGGAAAAUCCAUCGGCCUGUGGAACUAUAUUGAAAGGGAGGGCAAGUGCCAUGGCUGCUUUGGGAGCCCCCAGGAUGAGGACUCUGCCUUCCAUUUUGACGGGAGUGGCUAUUCUGUUGUGGAGAAGAUGCUCCGGGCUACUGUGACUCAGAUAAUAAUGCUGUUUAGUACCUUUUCACCUAACGGGCUGCUUGUCUACCUUGCUUCAAAUGGCACCAAAGACUUUUUAUCCAUUGAGCUGGUCCAUGGCAGAGUUAAAGUUAUGUUUGACCUGGGUUCAGGACCUCUUGCACUUAUUACAGACAGACGUUAUAACAAUGGAGCCUGGUACAAAAUUGCCUUCCAACGGAACCGGAAGCAAGGACUCCUUGCAGUCAUUGAUGCAUAUAACACCAGUUACAAGGAAACCAAGCAAGGGGAGACUCCAGGAACAUCUUCUGACCUCAAUCGUCUUGAUAAGGAUCCGAUUUAUGUGGGUGGAUUACCUAGGUCAAGACUUGUAAGGAAAGGUGUCAGUAGCAAAAGCUAUGUGGGCUGUAUCAAGAACCUGGAAAUAUCCAGAUCGACCUUUGAUUUACUCAGAAAUUCCUAUGGAGUGAGAAAAGGCUGUAUACUAGAGCCCAUCCGAAGCGUGAGCUUCUUGAAAGGUGGCUACGUUGAAUUGCCACCCAAGUCUUUGUCACCAGAUUCGGAAUUGCUGGCAACGUUUGCCACCAAGAACAGCAGUGGCGUCAUCCUGGUGGCCCUCGGCGGAGGUGCAGAGCAGCAGGGUCGUCGGCAGGCACGCGUGCCUUUCUUCUCCAUCAUGCUGAUUGAUGGCCACGUUGAAGUUCAUGUCAAUCCUGGGGAUGGAACCAGCCUGAGAAAAGCUCUCCUGCAUGCUCCCACAGGCACUUACGGUGAUGGACGAGAGCAUUCCAUUUCCUUGGUUAGGAAUCGGAGAAUUAUCACUGUCCAGUUGGAUGAAGCCAAUUCUGUAGAAAUGAAGUUGGGCCCAUUAGCAGAAAGCAGGACAAUAAAUGUGUCCAACCUGUACGUAGGAGGAAUGCCAGAGGCUGAGGGGACAUCAAUGUUCAAAAUGAGAAGCUCAUUCCAUGGCUGUAUCAGAAACCUGAUCUUUAACAUGGAACUGUUGGAUUUCACCAGUGCGGUUGGCUAUGAGCAAGUAGACUUAGACACCUGCGUGCUUUCAGAAAGACUGAGGCUGGCUCUUCAUGGAGAGGACCGUGAACUCCUGCCAGAGUCCCUGGGUCCACCAAGUCCAGAACAGUGUGCUGUGGACACAGCUCCAGAGUAUGUUCCCAGCGCUCACCAGUUUGGCCUCAUGCAAAACAGCCAUUUCGUGUUGCCUUUUAAUCAGUCGGCUGUCAGAAAGAAGCUCUCGGUUCAGCUAAGCAUCCGGACGUUUGCCUCCAGUGGUCUCAUUUACUACAUGGCUCAUCAAAACCAGGUUGAUUACGCCACGCUCCAGCUUCACGGGGGCCACCUCCACUUCAUGUUUGACCUUGGUAAAGGCAGAACACAGGUCUCCCACCCUGCGCUGAUCAGCGAUGGCAAGUGGCACAUGGUGAAGACAGAGUAUGUUAAAAGAAAAGGCUUCAUGACUGUUGACGGCCACGAGUCCCCCAUGGUGACCACGGUGGGGGAUGGGACCACACUGGACGUGGAGGGGAGGUUGUACCUAGGGGGCCUUCCCUCCAACUACAGGGCCAGGAACAUUGGAAAUAUCACCCACAGCGUUCCUGCCUGCAUCGGGGAGGUGACAGUUAACAGCAAACAGCUGGACAAGGACAUUCCGGUGUCUGCCUUUGCAGUGAACAGGUGCUAUGCAGUGGCCCAGGAAGGAACUUUCUUUGAAGGGAGUGGAUAUGCGGCUCUUGUUAAAGAAGGCUACAAAGUCCGAUCAGAUGUAAACAUCACACUGGAGUUUCGUACUUCCUCAGAGAAUGGUGUCCUCCUGGGGAUCAGCAGUGCCAAAGUGGAUGCCAUUGGCCUAGAGAUUGUACAUGGCAAGGUCUUGUUUCAUGUUAACAAUGGUGCUGGUAGGAUAACAGCCACAUAUGAGCCCAAACCUGCCAAUACUCUCUGUGAUGGAAAAUGGCAUACACUUCAGGCUAACAAAAGCAAACACCGUGUUGUUCUGAUUGUCGAUGGGAAACCAGUGGGUGCUGAAAGUCCACACACCCAGUCCACCUCGGCAGACACCAACAAUCCCAUUUAUGUUGGUGGCUAUCCUGCUGAGGUAAAGCAGAACUGCCUGAGCACCCAGACCUCGUUCCGCGGGUGUUUGAGAAAGCUCGUGUUCAUUAAGGGCCCACAUGUGCAAUCCUAUGACUUCAGCAGAGCUUUUGACCUACAGGGAGUUUUCCCCCAUUCCUGUCCUGGGACUGAACCCUGA
Cynocephalus volans (Philippine flying lemur) is the source of this 9294-nucleotide messenger RNA. RefSeq names its product laminin subunit alpha 1 (gene LAMA1). The coding region runs from base 1 to 9294 and encodes 3097 amino acids. The record is from RefSeq and is a predicted model, not a curated record. Lineage: Eukaryota; Metazoa; Chordata; Mammalia; Dermoptera; Cynocephalidae. The transcript has 63 exons. Gene Ontology annotation, biological process: animal organ morphogenesis; cell adhesion; regulation of cell migration. Gene Ontology annotation, molecular function: signaling receptor binding.